Messenger RNA from Cynoglossus semilaevis (tongue sole), 1599 nucleotides. Its product is annotated as leucine-rich repeat-containing protein 30. The transcript has a single exon. Bases 77 to 805 code for a protein of 242 amino acids. Lineage: Eukaryota; Metazoa; Chordata; Actinopteri; Pleuronectiformes; Cynoglossidae. Gene Ontology annotation, molecular function: protein binding. The record is from RefSeq and is a predicted model, not a curated record. Gene Ontology annotation, cellular component: cytoplasm.
UGAUUUAACCUUGGCUACUGAACGGAUCCGGCGACACACCACCGUGCAUUUUGGUUACAGCAUCCUAAGUCUGGCCAUGCAGGGGCUUGAUGUGACUCCGGUGGAGCUGUGGGAACUGCGGGAGCUUCAGAAGCUAAACUUGUCCAUGAACUCUCUGUGCUCUCUGCCCCCGUCGCUGGCCUCCCUGGAAAAUCUCGUCAUCCUCAACCUCUGUGGCAACAAUCUGACCAACCUGCCUCCUGAGAUUGGGCUUCUCAAAAAGCUGCGCGUGCUGUUCGCCUGCCGCAACCGGCUGACCGAGGUCCCGGAGGAGCUGGGCUACUGUGCCCACCUGGAGGUGCUCAGUCUGGCCAACAACAACAUCACCAGCCUCCCUGGGAGCAUGGCAGCGUUGGACAAUCUGACCAAACUCAACCUCAGCCACAACAGCGUCGCUCACAUCCCCGCCUGCGUCUACAGUAUGAGGAGUUUGGUCUUCCUCCACUUGGCCUGCAACCGUCUGGAGACAAUAGCAGAGCAGAUCCAGGACCUGGUGAACCUGAAGAUCCUCAUCGUGGAGGGAAACAGCAUCCACACCCUGCCCAAGACACUGUGUUUUCUGGAGUCUCUAGAACUCCUCAAUGUUGACUUCAACGACUUACAGAACGUCCCAGUAGAGAUGUAUCUGCUGAGUCGGCUGGGGAGGUUAGCCUGCCACCCGCUGGACAAAGGACUUCACAUCGUCCAUAAUCCCCUUCUCAAACCUAUUCAGGAGGUUCUGCAGGGGGGUCUCAGCGCCUUCUAUAACUACCUCAAACCUUCAUGAAGGACUACUGCAGUUUUCCUUGGCAUGUAGUACUGAUGGACUUUUUACCAAAUCUUUAGAGGGGAUCAUUUAUAACUGACAUAAAGAAUUGUGAUAUAUAAUAUUGAGAUCAAAUAAAGAACUAGUACCUGCUGUGUCAUGUCUACGUGUACCAUGGUCUACAGUUCGAGUCCCUCAGUGCACAAAAAUUCACAGGUCUACAUUUGGGAACUGAUUCCUGGUCAGCUGAUCUUGCUUGGCCCAAGGUAAUGAAUGACUUCUUCUGUGAAGCACCAAUAGCAUUGUGGCGUACAGGUCAUCAGGAUUAAGUGGGUAAGGUCAGUGGAAAGAACUGUGGCGGGGUUUAAGAUGUGCAAAGACAUAAAACAAAGCUCCACAGGGUUCAGAUUCAGUCUGGAGUUUCCAGGUUGGACCGCAGACAUUUAUCUGCACCUUGUCCUCUGACCUGGUUAGAUAUUGUAAAAGCAACACUUUAGAAUCAUUCGGGGGGAGGAAUAAUUCAUGCGACAUGACAUGAUGAUUUAUCACUUCCCGGGAUAAAGGAAAAGAUUUCCAAUAGUCCCCACAGAGGUUAGCGGUGUAGCAGUGGUGGUUGAAUCAAAGUGGAUCAGUUUGUCUGACUGUAACAAAGCUACACACAUGUUUUAUAAAUACUUCAGCAGCUGUGUAUGCAUAUGUAUGGAUAUGUACUGUAUAUGUAUAGCUUCAUACGGACACACAUGCGUUGCUAUUUUUGUUGCAAUUAGAAUUUACACUGAAUAUUUUGACAGUUUGAGAUAAAGAGGAAAAAAAUA